GAAGAGAAUUAAACCAUGCGUGAAUGUAUCUCAAUUCAUGUGGGCCAAGCUGGGGCUCAGAUCGGCAAUGCAUGUUGGGAGCUGUAUUGCUUGGAACAUGGGAUCCAGCCAGAUGGACAGAUGCCCUCUGACAAAACCAGUGGAGGAGGAGAUGAUUCCUUCAACACCUUUUUCAGUGAUACAGGGGCAGGAAAGCACGUUCCUAGAGCGAUUUUUGUCGACCUGGAACCCACUGUCAUCGAUGAGGUGCGUUCUGGAACCUACCGCCAGCUGUUCCACCCUGAGCAGCUGAUCACAGGAAAAGAGGAUGCUGCCAAUAACUAUGCUCGAGGGCAUUACACCAUCGGCAAGGAGGUCAUUGAUCUGGUUCUGGACCGGACUCGUAAACUGCGUGAGUGUAUUUCUAUGCAUGUCGGCCAAGCCGGAGCCCAGAUGGGCAAUGCAUGUUGGGAGCUGUAUUGCCUUGAACAUGGGAUCCAGCCUGAUGGACAGAUGCCCUCUGACAAGACUAUUGGUGGAGGAGAUGACUCCUUCAACACCUUUUUCAGUGAAACAGGAGCAGGAAAGCACGUUCCUAGAGCGAUCUUUGUCGACCUGGAACCCACUGUCAUCGAUGAGGUGCGUACAGGAACCUACCGCCAGCUGUUCCACCCUGAGCAGCUGAUUACAGGAAAAGAGGACGCUGCCAACAACUAUGCUCGUGGACAUUACACCAUCGGAAAGGAGAUCAUUGACCUAGUUCUGGACCGGACUCGUAAACUGGCUGAUCAGUGCACUGGUCUGCAGGGAUUUCUAAUCUUCCACAGCUUUGGAGGAGGCACUGGCUCAGGUUUCACCUCCCUGCUGAUGGAGAGACUUUCUGUUGAUUAUGGCAAGAAAUCAAAACUUGAGUUUGCCGUCUACCCAGCCCCCCAGUUUGACCUCAUGUACGCCAAGAGGGCCUUUGUCCACUGGUAUGUUGGGGAGGGAAUGGAAGAGGGGGAGUUCUCAGAGGCCAGAGAAGACAUGGCUGCCCUGGAGAAGGAUUAUGAAGAAGUUGGCACUGACAGCUUGGGAGAUGAGGAUGAAGAAGGAGAGGAAUACUAA
Molecule: messenger RNA, 1086 nt
Organism: Paralichthys olivaceus (Japanese flounder)
Lineage: Eukaryota; Metazoa; Chordata; Actinopteri; Pleuronectiformes; Paralichthyidae
Source: RefSeq, a predicted model, not a curated record